Xenia sp. Carnegie-2017 is the source of this 2969-nucleotide messenger RNA. RefSeq names its product antiviral innate immune response receptor RIG-I-like. Gene Ontology annotation, molecular function: DNA binding; ATP binding; hydrolase activity. Gene Ontology annotation, cellular component: cytoplasm. Bases 191 to 2605 code for a protein of 804 amino acids. The record is from RefSeq and is a predicted model, not a curated record. The transcript has 9 exons. NCBI's taxonomy places the organism in Eukaryota, Metazoa, Cnidaria, Anthozoa, Malacalcyonacea, Xeniidae.
GUAUGACAUCAUAUUUGUAUCUGGCCGUGAGGGGAAUUCCCAAUAUGGGUAUUCCCAAAAAGUUUUUUUGUAACACUCAAUGUCUAUCUAAACAUUUCUGUUAAAUUCUGGAUUUAUAAUUUGGCAUACUGGUGUCAAAUCCAUUGACAAUUUUUCUCAUCGAGUUCCUUACAAUUUUGCACGAAAUUUUAUGAUAAAAAUGCAAGCCGAUUGGAAAGACAUUCGUCGAAGACAGCGUUAUUUUAUCCGAGAAAUUGACCCAUUGAAAGUAAUAGAGGUUAUGCAAGAUGUUUUUACACAAGAAGACUGCGAGAAUGUAAGAACUGCGUGUACGAAUCACGGACCAAUUGUUGCUGUUCGAGACCAUUUGCUUGGGCGAUUGAAAAGACGUGGUCCCAAUUCAUUGCCGAAAUUCGUUUUAGCAUUACGCAAAACCGGACAAGAACACGCUGCUCAACUUAUUGAUCCUAAGUUGAAAGUGAGGGGAGCUCUUUCAAAUUGUGGCAGGGAUGAUAGAGUUCUGGAACCAGGUGUUGCCGCAGGUAUUCAUUCUUCCUGUAAUGUUAUGCAACAAGUUUAUAUGUAUAUAAAACUCAGGAUGUUGUGUCAUAUUUUCUUUUGUUAUUUCAACCUUGAUGUGGCUUGUGUACUCAUGAAAGAAUAUGAAAAUGGCAACCUCAAGUCAAGCAUUAUUAAAAAGCUUUGCAGCUAUAACUUUGGAGACAUUUGUUUUCAAGAUUUGAACUUUAACCUUGUCAUUGAACCAGAUGAAUCAAAGAAAGUGAUUGAAACACUUGAUAACUUUGGUGAUUCUGUUAAUGUUCUGGUAGUGGGAAUGGAAAAAUUGAGCUUGAAACUACGCGACUACCAGAGUUAUCUCGUGCAACCAGCCUUAGAAGGAAAGAACACCAUAAUUUGUGCACCAACAGGUAGUGGUAAGACAUUUGUUGCCAUGGAAGCGAUUAAACAACACGUGUGCAGCUCCGGGCAUCGGUACGUUGCAUUCAUUGUUACCAACCUAAGCCUCGUUUAUCAACAGGAAUGUAAUUUGGCACAAUAUCUUCCCGAGUCCGUCGGAAUCUCGAGUCUCUGCGGAAGUAAUUCACCCACAUCUUCUCUGCCUCAACUCCUUGAGGAGUAUCAAGUGAUAGUAUUGACUGCGCAGGUCUUGGUUAAUUCCCUGAAGAAAGAUAAAACAGAUGCACCAGGAGAAAAAGAGCUAACAAUUGGGCAGUUUUCUUCUUGUUUUGACGAAUGCCAUCACACGAUCAAGGGUCAUCCUUACAACGAAAUCAUUCCCAAUCCCUGUCUGCCGCAAAUCAUUGGUCUCUCAGCUUCGCCCGGUAUUGGAACCAGUUCGGCAGAGAAGCAUAUUAUGGAGCUCUGUGCGAACUUAGAUGUACAAGAAAUACAGCUCUUCGUGGGAACACAACCUGCUAGUACUUCCAUUACAACAUUUUCCCAGGAACAAGAGAACGCGUUCAGAGCAACUGUCGAUCCUGUCAUGUGUCGAAUAGAAGUCAUGAUUUCUGAGAAAGAUUUUGAAAAAUCUGCCCAUCCUCACGGAAGUCAGCCAUAUGAAAAUUGGGUGGUGGAGAUGUGUAAGAAAGGACUGGGGCGCGAUAUCUUUACGUGUUUUGAGCAUCUAAAAGAAUACAACAAUUCUUUAAUGAUUAAUGAAGAUGUCCGCUCUGAGGAUGCCCUUCGCUAUCUAAAGGAAAAUAUAAACUAUAAGUCAUCGACCGAUAUGGAAGAGAGACUUCGUGUGCUAUUCGACGAUGCUGUUUCGGCUAUCGAAUGCUCUAGCCCAGUGGUGAGUCAAGGUUUGCAAGUGUUGGAGCAACGUCUUGUUGAAAAGUUAUCUGGCGAUGGCAACAAAUCGAAGGGAAUUAUUUUUGUGAAAACACGGCUGAUUGCUUUAGCUCUUCUCAACUGGCUUGAAAGUACUACUUCUUUAAAAGUGUUGGUGAACAAUCCUUCUGUUGUGAUUGGUUGCAGUGGUCAAAGUAAUGGAGGAGGAGAUAAAAAUUCACCAAAAUUCUUAGUUCUUAGUUUCAUUAUGUUUCAUUCAGGUGGUAUGUCGAAAGCCAAACAAGAUCAGAAGAUUAAAAACUUUCGCAACGGUGACAGCAACGUUAUCAUUGCCACGUCAGUCCUACUUGAAGGUAUAGAUGUCCCCGAUUGUAAUUUCGUCAUCAACUAUGGCAUGCCUGGUAACGAAAUAACGUUUAUGCAAGCUCGUGGCCGCGUAAGGUCACGAGAGACUGGCGGCGACGGUUGGCAAUACGAGAUUAUCGUACCAAGUGAACAAGCCAAGAGGAAGAAGCGUGAUAUAGAAAAGGAAAAAAUAAUGAAAGACGCACUUUUAAAAAUUGAGAAUCUAAACAAAAAUGAGUUCGAUGAAUUUGAGAGGCAGUUGCUCAAAAUCCAACACAAAAUACUCGAAGAGUACAAUAAAAUAUCGACUAAGAAUCCUGCCAAAAAUAUCACAGAUGAUGUAAAAUUGCUCUGCAAGAAAUGUGGCGUGUUUGCAUGCAAGGCAAAAGACAUAAAGAAGCUGAUGAGGACGCGAAAAGUACCGGUAGGUGUCCUGGAUUUGAUAUGAUAGGAAGGACCGUCUGCAAGAAGUGUGGCCUUAACUGGGGUAAACGCGCAAGAAACGAACACGGGGAGUUUCCGCUGCUGAAAAUUGAUGGGUUCCUUUUUGAAGGUGGUGACCUAGAUGGAAGACCUUCGUACAAAAAGUGGUCCAAAUUUCCCUAUAAAUUUGACGAAUAUGAUCCUACUGUUGCACCCUAAAACACUGCAUCCUGUUAUCUCUUGAAUGGAAUUUUCAGUGGGGGCGGAGGAGGUAUCGUUGUAGCUACUUUUAUUUGAAAUGGAAAAAUAGUAUUAGUGGAAUUGUACAUUAUAAUGAUUUUAUCAAUAAAUAGUAGGUGUCACAGAAAAUCGGCCCCCUGAAAAACUUA